AUGGAAGAAAUUGAAGAAGUUGGUGUGAGGGCGGUGGGAAACAAAAAACCGAAACUUCGCAGGAUGUCAUCGAGGACUUCAACGACAUCAGUUAUCAGCGCCGCUUCUCCACACACACUGCGGAGAAACAACUCAAAAAAACCUCCACUGCAGAGAGGAAGCUCCUUCACCUUUCUCACGCCUGGGACCCCGUGGGACUUCAGUCUAAAGAGAAAACGCAAAGAGAAGGAAGAUGACACAGUCAGUCUGUCCAGCUUCGACCUGAAGGAACCCAGUAACAAGCGAGUCCGACCUCUAGCCAAAGUUUCGUCCCUCGUAAACUUGAUUUCUCCUUCAAAGAAUGGAGCUGUGCGGCGCUUUGGACAGACCAUCCAGUCUAUGUCAAUGCGUGCUGACAGUAAGUCACCAGGGAUGCUCCUCAGAGGCGGCAGCAAGCUGGCAGGUCCGACUCCAACGAAACGCAGGAACAGCACGCUGUGGUCCGAGACGCUCGACGUCCAUCAGAAGAGCACGUUCUCCACCAAAGAGAUCAAGAGACAGGAGGCAAUUCAUGAGCUUUAUAGGGGAGAACAGGAUCUCAUAGAAGAUCUCCAACUCGCACGAAAGGCAUACCAUGAUCCGAUGCUAAAACUCUCCAUCAUGACAUGGGAGGAACUGGCUCAAAUAUUUGGGGACCUGGACUCAUACAUCCCCCUACACGAGGACUUAUUGAUGAAACUGACUGAGGGAACUGGCUCUGAUGGAACAAUAUCUCAGAUUGGACAGAUGGUUAUAGACUGGCUGCCUGGUCUGAAUGGUUACAAAGAGUACUGCAGCAACCAGCUGGCAGCCAAAGCCCUGUUGGACCAGAAGAAGCAGGACAGGCGGGUCCAGGACUUCCUGCAGCGCUGCCUGGAGUCGCCUUUCAGCAGGAAGCUGGACCUCUGGAGCUUCCUAGACAUCCCGCGCUCACGCCUGGUGAAAUACCCACUGCUGCUGCGAGAGAUCCUGAAACACACUGCUCCUGAUCACCCGGACGUACCCAGUCUGGAGAGAGCUAUCACUAUUAUCCAGGGGAUUCUGUCAGAUAUCAACGUGAGAAAAGGGGAGUCUGAGUGCCAGUACUAUAUAGACAAACUGGAGUAUCUGGAUGAUAAGCAGCGAGACCCUCUCAUAGAUAACUGUAAGACCCUGCUCUGUCACGGCGAGCUGCGGAACAAGAGUGGCUCGAGGCUGCAUGUGUUCCUCUUCUGUGAGCUCCUGAUCAUGACCCGGCCGGUGACCCGUAACGACCGGAGCUGCUUCCAGGUUUACCGACAGCCCAUCCCGGUUCGGGACUUGGCUCUAGAGGACCUGCAGGACGGAGAGAUCCGCAUGGGGGGGUCCUUCAGAGGGGCUUUCACCAACGGAGAGAAAACUAAGAACGUUUUCCGUGUGCGCUCUCUGGAUCCCUCCCAUGGCCAGUCUCACACUCUGCAUGUGAACGACGUCUACCACAAGCAGCAGUGGCUCAACUGUCUGCGCACCGCAAUGUCUCAACAACAGGAAAUGGCACCUAGAGUUCAGCACACAGAGGUUACCAGGAUCAAGCGUCGCUCCUCCACCGUCUCAGCCAGCAUCUCUGACGAGGAGACCGACGAGAACUGUCCACCUGUCUCAGGUCCUAAACUCAGGCCUCAGACUCUCUCCAAAACCAGACUGGACCAGAAGUUACAAGGCUCGCUAAAGAGGAAGGAGACUGGAGUGUAGACUUUGAACCCGAAAAAAGGGAUCCUCUCAGACAGACACAUGUACACCACACUAGUCCUGUUAAGUCACAUGUCUGUCGGUGAAUUUUCAAACGACCACUGUUUUUAUGCUCUUGCUUUUGUCCUUGUCUGUAGAUGCACUGAAAAGACCAUUUCAAUCUUCUCCGUCCAAAUGUUUUGUCCAAUUCUAGUCGUGCAAUUAGUUUACAAAAAAGAGAUGUAUGUGACUGAGAUGUAUGUUUACACCUGCUAAAUGUGUGUGGAGUUAGGGUUUUAUGUGGUUACCUAUCUAUGUUUAAACAGCUUUAUACCACUUUUAGCUCAAGCUUUGUUUAAACAUUCAUUCCAGUAUUUUUCUGCUGCACUCAAAAUGCAUUUAUAUUAGGCUAUAGGCAAUGUGUGUGCAGUUGUCAGUUAUUUUGAGUGUUAUCUGUGCCAAGAAAAGGAACCAAGAUACUGAGAAACUGUGAGACCAGAAAUGUUUAAGAUUAGAUAAAAGAUAAUGAGAAAAUGUUGAGCAACAACACCAACCAUGAAUAUCAUAAGGUUAUCACAUUUCUUGGAAGAAAAAAAAUCUAGAUUUGUUCAGUGAAAUGUAAAAUAGCAAAUGAUAAAACAUUUUGUACGUUAAGA
Molecule: messenger RNA, 2360 nt
Organism: Trematomus bernacchii (emerald rockcod)
Lineage: Eukaryota; Metazoa; Chordata; Actinopteri; Perciformes; Nototheniidae
Product: neuroepithelial cell-transforming gene 1 protein-like
Exons: 12
Coding region: 1-1728 (575 amino acids)
Biological process (GO): intracellular signal transduction; positive regulation of Rho protein signal transduction
Molecular function (GO): guanyl-nucleotide exchange factor activity
Source: RefSeq, a predicted model, not a curated record